Molecule: messenger RNA, 3757 nt
Organism: Electrophorus electricus (electric eel)
Lineage: Eukaryota; Metazoa; Chordata; Actinopteri; Gymnotiformes; Gymnotidae
Gene: tox4b
Product: TOX high mobility group box family member 4 b
Biological process (GO): regulation of transcription by RNA polymerase II
Cellular component (GO): nucleus
Molecular function (GO): chromatin DNA binding
Source: RefSeq, a predicted model, not a curated record
AAGACAUACAGUUGACCCCUCUCUCUUCUACUAUAAUGAAAUCCAAAUCGAUAACUGACUCAACUGAGAUGCCUGUCGCGCACGUACAGGAUCACAGAAAAACGCUCGCGAUGUGACCGACCUUCUUGACAACCAGCUGGUUUUGGACUCUUGAUCUGUAUUUGGCUCGUUUUAUUAACUCUGCAAUUGUAUUUGUGGUGUGCGUAUUAUUGGGCGUAGCACGAAACAGCACGAUUGUUGUUAGUGACGCCGUUAGCCGUCUUUUUCCAUGUGACUGUCAUUCAAGUCGGCGCUGGUUACCUCGUUGCUUCCCAUGUUAAUAGCAAGCAGGCUAGUUAGCGAGCUAGCUAGCACGACUUCGGUCAGGAUGAUUCUACGCUCAAGAAUCGUUUGUCUUUAAUAUGCACAUCCGACUCUUAUGUGCUGUUAAAGUCUAAUGAAGGACGUUUGCUAUGUUGUUUGUUAGAAUGCGUGAUUAGACUUCAAAGUUAGCUAACUAACCUAGCUAGCAAGCGCACCAGUACCGCAGUAUGCGUCAGGCGUGCAAGAUGGAACAAGCCAGGUCUUGAGUUAGCUAGUGGGGUAGACAAGUUAUUUUUGGUAUGGGAGUAAGUCCGAGGGGUUUGCUUCUUGCCAAGGCCUACGGUGUACUGGAAAUCUUAACUGGAGAAUUUUUACGACAGAGUGGUCGUUGUACUGAAACAACAGUCUAGUUCAGCUUUAAUUCCUAAGAUACGAUUGUUUUACGUUGCUCACGCUGCUGAGAUUUAAGAUUUGUUACACUGGAAUAAAAUGGAUCUAAACUUUUACUCUGAUUUGACGGACGGGACUGGACAACCAGGCGAUCCGGAGUUUCUGGAUCCUCAGGCUUUUAAUGGAUUUGACACAGUUCAAAAGUUCCCUGGAGGAAGUGACAACUACUUGGCUAUCAGUGGAGAAGGUCAUCCUUUCCUGUCCUCCUCCGAGACUUUCCACACACCCAGUCUUGGCGAUGAGGAGUUUGAAAUCCCACCUAUAUCUUUGGACCCUGACUCCACCCUCAGCGUCUCGGAUGUGGUGUCCCAUUUUGGAGAGCUGGGCGAUGGCGGCCCCUCCUCUGGCGUCCCUGGCAACGCUGUCGUCGAGGGCGAUGACCCCUCCUUUGCUUCAACCUUCGUGAACCCAUCUUCGCAGGGCCUGGAGCACCUUAGUCUGAUGAGCCAGCAGGGAGGGGGGCCCAUGCUUGCAUCUACUCUGGGAAUGGAUAUUGGCCACCCUAUUGGAUCUCAGUUCAGUAACUCCUCCCCCAUGACCAUUGACGUUCCACUGACUGAUAUGAACCAUGGUCUCCUGGGUCACAAUCAGUUGACCACCAUUGACCAGUCAGAGCUCAGUGCCCAGCUGGGUCUCAGUCUGGGUGGUGGGACUAUCCUGCCACGCUCCCAGUCACCUGACCAACCGCUGUCCACCACCGGCUCACCUUCUGAAUCUCUGCAGGAUGAUGACAUGGACGACUUCAGAAGAAAGAGCGUGCUGGUGGACUCCCCGGUCUCCCUCUCAGUCUCCCCUGGUGUCAUCUCCCUGUCCCCGUCCCUUGCAGAGCAGCCCGCUACCUCCUCAGCUGUGGCCCCACCCACCUUGGCCCGGAAAGGCGUGACUGCUGGUGGAGGGGGUGGGGCAAAGAAAGGGAAGAAGAAGAAGGAUCCUAACGAGCCUCAGAAGCCUGUGUCUGCCUAUGCCUUGUUCUUCCGAGAUACGCAGGCAGCCAUCAAGGGCCAGAACCCCAAUGCCACUUUUGGGGAAGUGUCCAAGAUCGUGGCAUCAAUGUGGGACAGUCUGGGGGAAGAGCAAAAACAGGUUUACAAGAGGAAGACUGAAGCAGCUAAAAAGGAGUACCUUAAAGCACUGGCAGCUUACAGAGCCAAUCUGCUCUCUCAGCCCACUAUUGAGGUGUUGGACACACCCCCUUCUCCACCUGCCCCUCCCACUGUAGCCAUGGCCACGCCUGAGCCGGCGGCACAGCCACCUUCGCGCUCGAGUCGCAUCCCUCAGCACGCCCCUGACAACAACACCAUCACCAACAUCUGCACCUCCAACAUCAUCAUCGAUUUGCCACAGGUCACCACGCGCUCCCGCACGGGCGCCCACAAGCCGGCCGCUGUCCCUGCCACCACGCAGUCACCGCCCACCGUCGCCAAGAUAGUCAUAACCAAACAGCAAGUCAUGCCCUUGGUGGCCCCCGCCUCUUCGGCCCGCCUGCCGCCUCCUCUCCAGCAGAUGCAGAACACCCCUCCUCCCCCACGCCUCCAACAGAUGGUACACUCCCCUGCCCCACCCCCGCUUCAGGCCAAGCCACGUGGCGGCAGUGCUGCCGGGCAGGUCGCCGCCACGGUUGCCACAGCACCACCACCACCUUUGCAAAUCAAGAUUGUCCCCGCCCCUGUACAGACAGACAUGGCCACACCCAUUAUCGUGACCACGGCGGGGGAGGCGUCGGUGUCGUCUUCCCCUGCCUUGGCUGUGGAGGUGGCGCAGCCCACUGCUAUAGUGACGGCAGAAGGAGAAGAAGGGAUGGAGGUGGAGCUAAACGGCUCCCCUGCAUCCGAAGUGGCGCCGCCGGCCGGCCCUGCCGUGUGCGUGCGUGCGGGCUGCAACAACCCGCCCAUUGAGAGCAAAGACUGGGACCGCGAGUACUGCAGUAAUGAGUGCGUGGCCACCCACUGCAGGGACGUGUUCAUGGCCUGGUGCGUAAUCAGAGGACAGAACUCCACUACUGUAACUUAGUACUCACUUUAACAAGGCCGAGAGAGGGAGUGCCAGUCGGGGAAAUCGCUUGGCAUGUAGUAGACAUGUUGAGAGAAACUGAAAAAAAGAGAGGAUAUAGUCGGCACAGUGCUGGGCGUUGUUCAUCUCUACCUGGAAGUACACUAUACGUGAACACAAAAUUAAAGAGAGAGUUCAACCAGUAAAAGGCAUGUGGCUGACGAGAUAUGAGUUCUGACUUCAUCUAGUGAACUAACCAGCUGUUUCUUUAAACCAUCCCUUUAAGCACUAAAAUUAGAUUUGAAGGCUGCAAAAGCAGUUUAAGAGAAGCCAGGGCAGCAGUCCCAUGGGCCUUAAAAAUCCUUGAAUUUUUAAGAAUUUGGAGGACAAAUACAAGGCACUGCAAUGUUUGAAAGAUGCUUAAGGAGUUUUGAAGUUGAUUACAAAAUGAAAUGUUAUGAAUGUACCUAUUCUAAAAUGUGAAAUUGCUUGGGAACUAGUCGUUUCUCACUCAUUGUUCUAAAUUUGUUCACGUGUCAUUGGCAAAGUCUGUGUUUGUCAGUUUUUUGUUUUUCCACUUGGUGCUCAGAAGGUUCUCAGAAAACCCUUGACUAGUUGAUAAAGUGGGGACAGUCAGAGGAACCAUGUUGAAAGGUUUGUUUAAUGGACUCAAAUUAACAAAAUGUACAGGAAAGGGUUAUGUCCAUUUAAGAUGGCACUAAUGUUUGGCAUCACAGAUCAGUUAUGUAUGCGAGACGCACCAACUGAAAUUAUAAAAGGGAAUUGGGUUCUUUUAAAUUUGAAAUUUUCAGUUGAUUUUUUCUAAAAUGAGUAGUUAUUCCUGUUGGAGUUUACUUAUGUAUUGCUUUUGUUAUGUGAGGUCAGAAGGUUAAGAAUGGUCCGAAAUAAGGGUGCAUGUGUGUGCACGUGCUCAUGCGUGCGUAUGCGUAUGUCUGCGCAUGCAUACGUGUUUUCUUAUUGUGGAUGAGAUUAAAUAAAACACCUCUUAAGCUAA